AUGGAAAAGGAACUGGGGAACCAAACCAACUUUGAUGGAUUCAUCCUCCUGGGUCUCUCCACCUCGCCUGAGUUCCAGGGCCUUCUCUUCCCCCUCUUCCUCUCUAUGUACCUAGUUAGUCUGCUGGGAAACCUCCUGAUCAUCCUGGUGAUCUGCUCCAAUGAUGCCCUCUUCCAUACUCCCAUGUACUUUUUCCUCAGCCACCUGUCCGUGGCCGACAUUGGAUUCAGCUCCAACGCUGUGCCCAAGAUGCUGCAGAUCUUGGCGUCCAAGACGAACACCAUAUCCUAUAGUGGGUGCUUGACCCAACUGUAUUUCUUUGUCCUCUUUUGCACCACAGAUAACUUCCUCCUGGCCUCUAUGGCCUACGAUCGCUAUGUGGCCAUCUGCCGCCCGCUACAUUAUAGUACAGUAAUGAGCUACAAGCGCUGUCUGUUAUUGGUUGCUGGAUCUUGGCUCCUGUCUAACGCCCAGGGCUUGCUGUAUGUAUUCUCAAUGUCUAGUUUUUCCUUCUGUGCUUCCCGGGAGAUCCCCCAUUUCUUCUGCGAUGUCCACCCUUUAAUCAAACUCUCGUGCUCAGACACCUCCUCUGUUGAAAUGAUGCUGAUGUUUGAAGGCACGGCCACCAUGCUUGGACCCCUCAUGCUCAUCCUCCUCUCCUACAUCUUCAUUGUACUUAAAGUGCUGAAGGUCCCAUCAGCUUCUGGGAAGUACAAGGCCUUCUCCACUUGCAGUUCCCACCUCACCACGGUAGCCUUAUUCUAUGGCACUCUGAUAGGAACCUACAUCCGCCCAUCGUCCACAUAUUCGGGCUCUAAAUUGAGUGUGGCGUCCAUUUUCUACACCGUUGUCACGCCUAUGCUCAAUCCCUUUAUAUAUAGCCUGAGGAACAGUGAGAUGCAGGGGGCCAUGAGGAGAAUUUUGAUUGAAAAGAUUCAAUUUUAG
Molecule: messenger RNA, 945 nt
Organism: Euleptes europaea (tarantolino)
Lineage: Eukaryota; Metazoa; Chordata; Lepidosauria; Squamata; Sphaerodactylidae
Product: olfactory receptor 1361-like
Exons: 2
Coding region: 1-945 (314 amino acids)
Biological process (GO): G protein-coupled receptor signaling pathway
Cellular component (GO): membrane
Molecular function (GO): olfactory receptor activity; G protein-coupled receptor activity
Source: RefSeq, a predicted model, not a curated record